CAGAGCGCGGCGAUUGGCUGCGGCCCGGGGCGGCUCGGGGCGGGCGCAGGCGCGGUGCUGUUAUUGUUCCGUUGUGCCGCCCGGCGGGUGUCUUGCGCCCGGUGUUGCUCUCGCCCGCGCCGCCGCCAUGCCGAUCAACAAGGCUGAGAAGCCGGACAAGCCAGAGAGCUGUGACAAUGUCAAGGUUGUCGUUCGGUGCCGGCCUCUUAAUGAACGAGAGAAAGCUACGGGCUACAAAAUGGCAGUCAACGUGGAUGAAAUGAGAGGAACUAUAACUGUGCAUAAAACAGACUCAUCCAAUGAGCCCCCCAAGACGUUUACAUUUGACACAGUGUUUGGACCAGAGAGUAAACAGCUGGAUGUCUAUAAUUUAACUGCAAGACCUAUUAUCGAUUCUGUCCUGGAAGGAUACAAUGGUACUAUUUUUGCAUAUGGGCAGACUGGAACAGGCAAAACCUUCACUAUGGAAGGGGUCCGAGCAGUUCCUGAGCUUAGAGGCAUCAUUCCCAAUUCCUUUGCCCAUAUAUUUGGUCACAUUGCCAAAGCAGAGGGGGAUACAAGGUUUUUAGUUCGUGUGUCUUACCUGGAAAUUUACAAUGAAGAAGUGCGGGACCUGCUAGGAAAAGACCAGACACAGCGAUUAGAGGUUAAAGAGAGACCUGACGUGGGAGUUUAUAUCAAAGACCUUUCAGCUUAUGUUGUGAACAAUGCAGACGAUAUGGACAGAAUCAUGACUCUGGGCCACAAGAACCGUUCUGUUGGUGCCACAAACAUGAACGAGCACAGCUCUCGUUCGCACGCCAUCUUCACUAUCACCAUUGAGUGCAGCGAGAAGGGGGUGGAUGGAAACAUGCACGUGCGCAUGGGCAAGCUGCACCUUGUGGAUCUUGCUGGUUCUGAAAGACAAGCGAAAACUGGAGCCACGGGGCAGCGACUAAAGGAAGCCACCAAGAUCAACCUCUCUCUUUCCACGCUGGGGAACGUUAUCUCUGCGCUGGUGGAUGGCAAGAGCACCCAUGUGCCCUACCGUAACUCCAAACUGACACGGCUCCUGCAGGAUUCUCUGGGGGGCAAUUCCAAAACCAUGAUGUGUGCAAACAUUGGACCAGCAGACUACAACUACGAUGAGACUAUCAGCACCCUCAGGUACGCAAACCGAGCCAAGAACAUAAAGAACAAGGCCAGGAUUAAUGAAGAUCCCAAGGAUGCUCUGCUCCGCCAGUUUCAAAAAGAGAUUGAAGAGCUUAAGAAAAAACUGGAAGAAGGGGAAGAGAUAUCUGGUUCUGAGACCAGCGAUUCUGAAGAGGAGGAUGAAGACGAUGAUGGGGAGAUUGGAGAGGAUGGAGAGAAGCGGAAGAGACGGCGGGGCAGUAGCAGCAGCAGUAGUUCAGACUCCACAUGCUCUGUCAUAGAGAAACCUCUGGAUAAGUCCUUCACUAAUCAAGCAGGCAAAAAGAAAGUUUCCCCUGACAAGAUGGUAGAGAUGCAAGCAAAGAUAGAAGAGGAGAGAAAAGCUCUUGAAACGAAGCUUGAUAUGGAAGAAGAAGAAAGAAAUAAAGCCAGAGCUGAACUGGAGAAGAGAGAAAAAGACUUGCUUAAAGCCCAACAAGAGCACCAGUCCCUGUUGGAGAAACUGUCCGCACUGGAGAAGAAAGUGAUUGUAGGAGGAGUGGACUUGCUGGCAAAAGCAGAGGAGCAAGAGAAGCUUCUCGAAGAAUCAAAUAUGGAACUGGAAGAAAGAAGGAAGAGAGCAGAACAGCUUCGCAAGGAGCUCGAGGAGAAGGAGCAAGAACGCUUGGACAUUGAGGAGAAGUACACCAGCCUCCAGGAAGAAGCACAGGGGAAAACCAAGAAGCUGAAGAAAGUUUGGACCAUGCUUAUGGCUGCAAAAUCAGAGAUGGCAGAUCUGCAACAAGAGCAUCAGAGGGAGAUUGAGGGACUACUGGAGAAUAUUCGGCAGCUGAGCAGGGAGCUUCGCCUCCAGAUGCUGAUCAUAGACAACUUCAUUCCUCAGGACUACCAGGAAAUGAUUGAAAACUAUGUUCACUGGAACGAAGACAUUGGCGAAUGGCAACUGAAAUGCGUUGCCUAUACGGGAAACAAUAUGAGGAAACAGACGCCUGUCCUGGAUAAAAAAGAAAAAGAUCCCUUCGAAGUGGACCUUUCCCACGUUUACUUGGCUUACACUGAGGAAAGCUUGAGGCAAUCUCUGAUGAAGCUGGAGAGGCCGAGGACUUCGAAAGGAAGGUCCAGGCCCAAGACGGGUAGAAGAAAACGCUCGGCAAAGCCAGGAGCUGUCAUUGACUCUCUGCUGCAGUAGGUGUGACCUGUUCAGAAUUGCCGUAAAAAUCAGUGAGUGUGUAAGAUUUGGCCAGAAUGUGGGAUUUGGGAGAUGACACAUAAAAUGGCUAUAAAAUCCAUGCCUUGCUGGGAUGGAUCUUCAUUUAAAAAAAAAAAGUAUUUUUCCUUAGUUGCCCGUAUAUUGUAUGUUAUAUUAACAUAAUAUUAAACUGGUAUAUAUGAUGGUUGUGAAAUUCCACGUGUUAAAUGUGUUGUGCAGGGAAGCUAUUGUUGGCAAUCCUUGUUGAAAUGUAUAGAAAAUAAGGGUUCUAGAUGUGUUUAAGCGCUAGGCAUGUUAGCUCAAAACGGUUGAUGAAACCCUAGAAUUUAAGGCUGGUGAAUCUGAUGUGUGCCCUGCUUUGCACAUAACCGGCAGCUUUCACUGUUGUCCUCUGUUGCGCUGAUCCGUGCUUGAAUGUGGUCACUGCAAACCUCUGAAUUAAGAGCAUCCAACCCUUUUAUUUCACUAUUCCUCCCUGUGGCUGCAAACCUGAUGGGUUUGUGUGUCAGAUCCACAGUCCUUUUCCCUUCCCUCGCUGUCCGGCUGUACCAGGGAAGUACUUGGCUUGGGGAAACGUGAACUGGAAGCACCUGAGUCGGGCGGGAGGGACCGUGCUCUGCGUAAGCGCAACAGAAAACAAGUGUGUCCAGGGAGCGCUUUCAUUUGUGUCUGUUGCGUGUGAUCUGCUGGCACUGUGCACAGUGAGGCCUUUGAUGCAAAGGCGGCUGUGUUGCAGCGUUGCUUUGGCUGCUGCUUAUGCUUCUGAGCUGGUAUUUUUUUAAAUGUAUGAGUUGUUUUGUAAUCUGAACAGCAGAGAUGAUUUAAGGGCGAUGCUGUAAUGACUUGGUGUCACUGUGAGCAUUGUGGCUCUGUUUUCUCGUCCCUGCCUACCAGGGCACUGGACCGGUGCUCCAAGCUGAGGAUGAACUGGACACUGUAUUGAAACAGGUGUGAACUGCCCAGUUUUCCCAGAACAGAAACAACAGUUUCCCCCGAAACAGUCGGUGCUGUUGGUGUUGCUGUGCAGACUCUGUAUCUCGGGUCUCUGGCUUAUGCUCGGAGAGCAAAAAAUUCUGGUCUCUCAUAAUAACCAUUUAUUUGUGGUGGCUGCUAGUUUGCUUUGAUAUUUAUGCUGCUAAUAGACACAUAUCACUUUAAUAUGUUGCUUUUGUGUCACAGAAAAUGUCUCCUUUGGAUUGCGUGUGCUUUAUAACUCGUCAGCUGCAGGCACCUGAACAGCUCCCGUGCCAGGGCCUUGGUAAUCGGCUGUAACUCCCGUGUCAUCUUCAUGUUAACUACAGGUUUACAGUUACUACUGGGAGAAGCGGAGUCCGUAAGCCUGGCGGGACAGACAGCCCCUUCGGUGCCCUCGGUUCUCGCUGGUAGCCAUGUUUGCAAUUACCACGGUGUUCUUGUGAAGCACUUAGAGUAGUUAGAAGUCGAUAACCCUGUCUUACUGUCGUGAUGCUGAACUGGACGUACCUUGUGACUCUGACAGGAUCUGUAACAGUUAAAACUGGUCUUGUAUGGCCACGUUUUCUCUGGAGAUACAUUCUGUGCUAUUUGAAAGGAGCUGUAAGCUUUUCCCUGUGUUUUUAAAUGUGUUUUUCAGGAUCAUGACCUAGAAGAACAUACCGCCCUCUAUUAGGGUGGGCAGGGAGGCCACACAAGAUCUGGCUUUGUCACCUGAGGCCAGAGAAGGCACAGAUAGCAACACUCCAGCCCAGCAGUUCAAGGUGUUAGGGAACAAACUUCCCUGCCAAGGGGUGAAUACUCAGAAUGUUUGUUGUGCGUAGUUGGUUUUACUCUUGCAGAGCCGACCUGACUUGGAAUGUGCUUGGAUACAGUCGGAUUAUCUUGUGGUUUGUAUUUGUCAAACAAGACAGACCGGAAAUGGUUUAAAUGCUGUUUUAUCUUAGGCCUGCUGUCAGUUCUUGGUCCAAGCAAGGCCUGUCCUAGUUCUCAGACCAGGGAUAACUGUUGUUUCCCUUUUGUGUUCUGUUGUGCUGAGAUUUGUUGAAUGAUCUGUUUUUAAGGGAGUUUCUCCUGAACUGUGUUAUCAGAAAGACCACUGGGAAAUCUUUUACCUGGCAGACAACAGUGGCUCAAAGAUCCCACUGUGAGCCAUGGCACCGCAUUUAAAAGUGAUGAAAACUCAGCUGUAAAGGCACAUGCUUUAUGAUUUAAUGUUACAGUCCUGUUGCUGAAAACAAUAGUACUCUACAAAUUUAAGUGAGCCCUGGAGUGGAGGAAACACUGAAUUGCCUGCACACCUUUGUGGUUGGCAGGUUGGAGAAACUGGCUGUAACCAUCUGUUAGAGGGGCUUGGAGAACAAUUCCCUGCUCUUACAAGAGGAGAUGGUUUGCAGUGGCACAGUGGUCUCAGCUUGGCUUGCCUUUAAACGCUGUUUUGUCCAAGUUCUGUUUUACAGCCGGGGCUCUGCCUUGCAGGUUCCUUUACUAUAUGGGCCCUCUCUGUAGCCCUGGACAACACGUCGAAUGGGCCCGUAACAUGUUUCAGUGAGGAAGAGGGUUGGUUUUGUGGGUUUUUUUAAGAGCUUAAUACAGCCAUUCUCAUCCCAGGUCAGUACGAGCUCUAAAGUAUUUAUCAAAAAUCAUAUUACUGUACUAUAGAUCUUGUGUGUGCUCAUCUGUGCAUCUUGCUACAGGAAGAUUCCCCUCAUUCCAGAACAUGGACCUUAACAUUGAGGUUUUUGACACUUUAUGUUGUUUAAUGUUGUGUAAAUGAAUUGUUUUAUAUUUAACUUGUUCCUGAUCCUUUCUUUAAGAGGAGGGGAAAUGGUCCUUAGUGCCUUUCACUGACUACACUGUCUGCACGUGUCCAGCUUUCACCUUUCUCCACAGUUCUGCUUAGCUGGUCCUGUAUAUAAGAAACUGCUAGUCUGUCUGUGGUUGGUCUUCCUAUUUAUUGGUUUUUUAGCUCUGUUUAUUUCUGAUUAAUCUUUGUUUCACGAUUAAACUUUAUUCAUUACACUGUGUAUAUCAGUAUUGUGUCCCUGGAGCAUGUUCAUACCAUGAAAUAAAAUUCUUGAUUCCUAGUUCCA
Molecule: messenger RNA, 5406 nt
Organism: Columba livia (rock pigeon)
Lineage: Eukaryota; Metazoa; Chordata; Aves; Columbiformes; Columbidae
Gene: KIF3A
Product: kinesin family member 3A
Exons: 19
Coding region: 128-2320 (730 amino acids)
Biological process (GO): mitotic spindle organization; microtubule-based movement; spindle elongation
Cellular component (GO): microtubule associated complex
Molecular function (GO): ATP binding; microtubule binding; microtubule motor activity
Source: RefSeq, a predicted model, not a curated record